AUGGUUGUUUCAGACGAAGAAGUAUCCGAAGCAAUACACUCACUCUUCCGAGAAACAAACCCUAGAACCAGAACUUUCACCACAUUGAACCAAGUCGUUCAAGAGCUUCAAUCCAAACUCGGUCACGAUCUUACCCAUAAGCUCGAUUUCAUUACCUCUCAGAUCAAUCUCCUUUUCGCUUCUCAACAACCUCCUCCGCGAAUUCCGCACAGGCAGUUACAGCAUCCGCAACAACCACCGCAACAACAGCAACAAACUCAACAAACUCAACAACUUUGUUUUUCUGAUAAAGACCGUUUUACCCUUCAGCAAAACCCUAAUCCCUAUUCUGUCCCUGUUACUUCGGUGUUUCGUAACAAUACUGUUGUUGCUUCUGCUGCUGAUGAUGCUACUGUUGCUCAGCCCAAGGAUAGUGCUCAACCUAAGCCAAAGAGAAGAGGUGGCCCAGGAGGUCUCAACAAACUUUGUGGGAUUUCGCCUGAACUUCAGGUCAUUGUCGGGCAGCCAUCAAUGACAAGGAUUGAGAUUGUGAAGCAACUGUGGGCGUACAUAAAGAAAAACAAUCUCCAAGAUCCUAGCAAUAAAAGAAAGAUAAUUUGCAACGAUGAACUGCGUGUGGUGUUUGAGACUGACUGUACUGAUAUGUUCAAGAUGAAUAAGUUGCUGGCUAAACACAUAAUCACCCUUGACCCAACCAAAAAACCUGCCCCGAAGAAACAGAAGGUAGAAGUGGAGUUGGGAACAAGAAGUGCCGAACCUGCUCCUUCUGUAAUUAUAUCUGACUCACUUGCUAACUUUUUUGGCGUUACUGGAAGGGAGAUGCUACAGUCAGAGGUUCUGAAACGUAUCUGGGAGUACAUAAAGGUCAAUCAUCUAGAGGAUCCUGUGAAUCCUUUGGCAAUAAUGUGUGAUGCAAAGCUUAAGGAGAUCUUUGGCUGUGAAAGCAUUUCAGCAUUGGGGAUACCUGAAGUUUUGGGCCGUCAUCAUAUUUUUAGGAGAUCAUGA
Vicia faba (fava bean) is the source of this 1005-nucleotide messenger RNA. Lineage: Eukaryota; Viridiplantae; Streptophyta; Magnoliopsida; Fabales; Fabaceae. The record is from the annotation of a GenBank genome assembly.